AUCUAAUAACUCUGACAGAGGCGUAUAUUCAGAUCUACGAGCGGAGAUCACCUGAAGCUGAAAUUAAGAUGGAGACCAACUAAACCAAGCAAUCCAGAUCAAUUCCUGUUAUUUCAUUGUUUUGGUGAAGUCAAAAAGAAGAAGUGAAUAAAAUCAAUCGAUCUAGUUUCUUUUUUCCUGUGAAAAUUGGCCAAUCAAUUAAUUUUCUUUUGUUGUUAAAUUCCGCAUUUUUAGCUUUCUUCAAGAAGAAUUUAAUUUCAGUGAUAAAAAUGGUGGAGGAGAAGAAACGGAACAGAAGCAAGAGUAGGGAACGGAAAAGAUCACGAUCCAGGUCGAAAUCAAGAGAUAAGAAAAAGGAUCGUAAGGAUAGAUCUAAGUCGAGAGACAAGUCUAUCUCGAAAGAGAAGAAAAAGGAUCGAUCCAGGUCUAGAGAGAGAAGGAAGGACAGAUCCAGAUCAAAGUCUAAGGAUAAAAAACGACGGAGUAGAUCAAAAUCUCCUAAACGGAGUAAAGAUAAGAAGAAGGAUCGGGGAGACCGGAGACGGGACGGAGAUGAGGAGGAGAGGAAAGAGGAGAAGGUUCAAGUCAAAGAGAAAGUGGAACCACUCUCAUUAGAGGAGCUGUUGGCGAAGAAGAGAGCCGAAGAACAAGAGAUAGCUAAACCUAAAUUCUUAACUAAAGAAGAAAGAGCUGCACUUGCACUCAAGCGGAGAGCAGAGCAGGUUGGUUGGUUGGUUGGUUGGCCGCCUGGUUUGGGUUGGUUGGUUGAGGGUAAAAUAGAACUGCGUGAGAUAGAACGAAAUAUGAGGGAUAGAGCCCGAGAUCCCAGGGAUAGAGCUAGAGAUAAGGACAGGGAGAAGGAGAGGGAAAGGUAAGAGUAAGGAUAUUUUGAGAAGGAGGCGAUUAAGAACAGAUAUCUUGGGGCGGAGAGGCGGAAGAAAAGAAUUCGGCGACAAAAUGAUCGUAAAUUUAUUUUCGACUGGGAGGUGACCGACGACACCUCGGCGGAUUAUAAUUCUCUCUACAGCGACAGGCACUACGCUCAGUUUUAUGGACGUGGAGGCAUCGGCGGGAUUGAUAUAAAGGCCCAGAAGAAGGAACAGAUCCAGUUCUACGGAGAUCUACUGGAGAGAAGGAGAACUGAUAUGGAGAAGGAUCAAGAGAAAGCUAGAUUAAAGAAACUUCAGAAGAAGGAGGAUAAGCAGAGGUUUGAUGAUCGUCACUGGACGGACAAGGAACUGCAAAACAUGACGGAGAGAGAUUGGAGAAUCUUCAGAGAAGAUUAUAAUAUCGGGAUCAAGGGGGGCAACAUUCCGCAUCCGAUCCGUAGCUGGAAGGAAAGCAAUAUUCCAGACGAAAUUCUGGAAAUUAUUGCCAAGGCUGGAUACGUGGAUCCUUCACCCAUUCAGAGACAAGCUAUCCCUAUCGGUCUCACCAACAGGGAUAUUAUCGGAGUUGCUGAGACUGGAUCUGGUAAAACUGCUGCGUUCUUGAUUCCUCUUCUAGUCUGGAUUCAGAGUCUACCCAAGGUGACAAGGUUAGAAGACCAGGAUCAAGGCCCUUAUGCUAUCAUCAUGGCACCCACAAGAGAGUUAGCCCAGCAGAUAGAGGAAGAGACGAAUAAGUUUGGAGAUCCCCUGGGGAUACGAACUGUUGCAGUUAUUGGAGGCUUAUCCCGUGAGGAGCAAGGAUUCAAGUUGAGACUUGGUUGUGAGAUUGUUAUUGCUACUCCUGGUCGUCUCAUUGAUGUCUUGGAGAACAGAUAUUUAGUUCUUUCUAGGUGUACCUAUAUAGUACUUGAUGAGGCAGAUAGAAUGAUAGACAUGGGUUUUGAGCCUGAUGUACAGAAAGUGUUGGAUCAUAUGCCUGUAACCAAUCAGAAACCGGAUUCAGAGAUAGCCGAAGAUAUAACAGCGCUGUCACAGAACUUCAAGAUGAAGAAUAAGUACCGACAAACUGUCAUGUUUACAGCUACCAUGCCCGUAGCAGUAGAACGUCUUGCAAGGACCUACCUAAGACGACCAGCCUACUGUUAUAUAGGAUCUGUUGGUAAACCUACAGAGAGAGUUGAACAGGUUGUGUACAUGAUGAAGGAGAACGAUAAGAGGAAUAAACUGAUCAAUAUAUUGAACUCAGGAAUAGAACCACCCAUCAUCAUUUUCGUUAACCAGAAGAAGGGAGCUGACGUGCUAGCUAAGGGUCUUGAGAAGAUGGGAUAUAACGCUGCUACUCUCCACGGAGGAAAGGGCCAGGAACAGAGAGAUACAGCUCUAGCAGGUCUGAAGGCUGGUGCUAAGGAUAUCCUUGUGGCAACUGAUGUAGCAGGUCGAGGUAUUGACAUCAAGGAUGUGUCCCUUGUCAUCAACUACGACAUGGCGAAGAACAUCGAGAUGUACACUCAUAGAAUUGGGCGAACAGGUCGAGCCGGUAAAUCCGGGAAAGCUAUCACUUUCCUUACUCAUGAGAAUUCGGAACUAUUCUACGAACUCAAGGAGAUGUUACUGGCUAGCCCUGUGUCUAGCUGCCCCCCAGAGCUAUCCAACCACCCGGAGGCGUCCAACAAGCCAGGAACCAUUUCGCAGGGCAGACCCAAGAACGCUGAGCCGAGGAUGGUCAGAUAGAAGGACAGAAAGAUAGAUAAACAACAUACAAGGCUGGUGUUAGCUGGUGUUCGUUUUUCAAGAGUUCAAACAGCUUUGUUUUUUUGAACAUGUAUGUUAUUUAAUUAAAUAAAUCGCAUUUUUAUUUC
This is a messenger RNA of Eurytemora carolleeae, 2749 nucleotides long. Its product is annotated as probable ATP-dependent RNA helicase DDX23. Gene Ontology annotation, molecular function: RNA binding; RNA helicase activity; ATP binding. Gene Ontology annotation, biological process: mRNA splicing, via spliceosome. Gene Ontology annotation, cellular component: catalytic step 2 spliceosome. The record is from RefSeq and is a predicted model, not a curated record. The transcript is spliced from 26 exons. Lineage: Eukaryota; Metazoa; Arthropoda; Copepoda; Calanoida; Temoridae.